This is a messenger RNA of Lactuca sativa (garden lettuce), 696 nucleotides long. RefSeq lists its product as uncharacterized. Lineage: Eukaryota; Viridiplantae; Streptophyta; Magnoliopsida; Asterales; Asteraceae. The record is from RefSeq and is a predicted model, not a curated record.
AUGGGGGAGUCACCCGACACCAUGGACGACUAUAUGAGAAUGUCCGAAAGAACCGCAAGAGAGAGUUUGUAUACAUUGUCAAGGGGUGUUAUUGAAACAUUUGGAGAAGUGUAUUUGCGGAAACCUUCGUUGCAUGAUUUGCAAGAAUUAGUUGCGGAUUCCAACAACGACGUCAACGUUCUUGAUCAGUCGCCAAUAUUCGAAGAUCUUUUGAAUGGAAAGGCCCCGGAUGCUCCUUUCACGUUGAAUGGAAACGAAUACAAAUAUAGGUAUUACCUUACAGAUGGAAUAUAUCCUCAGUAUUCCACAUUCGUGAAGGCAUUCCGCCACCCGGUUGAAGAACGAGACAAUUUUUUUAAAAGACGACAAGAAGGAGCACGUAAGGAUGUGGAACGUGCUUUUGGAGUGCUGAAGGCGAAGUGGCAUAUAGUCGAACAUGAAGCACGACCAUUGGAUUUAGAAGUUCUACGAUAUAUCAUGUAUGCAUGUAUCAUAAUGCAUAACAUGGUAGUAGAAGAUAAAGGGCGAAAUAUUGCACACUAUAUCUCAACGGAGCCCAGACACGUUCAGUUUCAACCAGGAACAGCAGAAUAUUUGCAUCGCGUUGUUGACAUUCAGGACGCAAAUAAACACAGACAACUUCGAGAAGACUUGGCGGAUUAUAUUUUCUAUGGUAACAAUAACGAUAACGAAUAG